UGUACUGGGAGCUACUGCAUUGGGAAGAGAGGCCUCUAAGGGAGUUCUUACACUACCCAGCCCAGAGCGAGUGGCAUCGCAAAGAAGGCCUCAGUCGCAAGGUCAUCCACUACUUCAACAAGGGAAAGUGCUGGGAAUACGGGGUACCCUUGUGCAGAGAGCUGGCUUUCCAGUAUGAGACAUUAUACGACUACCAAAGCCUCAGCUGGAUAAGGAAAAUGGAAGCUGCUUACUAUGACAGCAUCAUGGAGCAGCAACGUCUAGAGCCAGAGUUCUUCAGAGUGGGCUUCUACGGACGCAAGUUCCCCUUCUUCCUAAGGAACAAGGAGUUUGUCUGCCGCGGUCAUGACUACGAACGGCUUGAAGCCUUCCAGCAAAGGAUGCUGGGAGAAUUCCCACAAGCCAUUGCCAUGCAGCACCCUAAUCAACCAGACGAGGCCAUCUUACAGUGUGAUGCCCAGUACCUGCAGAUCUAUGCGGUGACGCCGGUUCCGGAGAAUGUCAAAAUUCUCCAAAUGGACCGCGUUCCAGACCGCAUCAAGAGCUUCUACCGUGUCAACAACGUGCGCCGCUUUCGAUACGACCGGCCCUUCCACAAAGGAUCCAAAGACCGAGAGAACGAGUUCAAGAGCUUGUGGAUCGAGAGGACUACGCUGAUCCUCACACAUCCUCUUCCUGGUAUCUCCCGCUGGUUUGAGGUGGAGAAGAGAGAGCUGGUGGAGGUGAGUCCUCUGGAGAAUGCCAUCUGCGUGGUGGAGAACAAGAACCAUGAGCUGCGGACCCUGAUCAGCCAGUACCAACACAAGCAGCUCCAUGGCAACAUCAACCUGCUGUCCAUGUGUCUCAAUGGGGUCAUUGACGCUGCCGUCAACGGGGGCAUCACCAGAUACCAGGAGGCCUUCUUUGAUAAGGAGUACAUCAGCAGCCACCCAGAAGACACAGAGAAGAUCACUGCCCUCAAAGACCUCAUGCAGGAACAGGUUUACAUCCUGGGGGCGGGGCUUGCGGUCCAUGACAAGCUGGUGCACCCUGAAAUGCGUCCCCUGCACAAGAAGCUGAUAGAUCAGUUCCAGAUGAUGAGGAGCAGUCUCUAUGGUCUGCCGGGACUGGACAAGCUGAGUCCUGCCUGUUCUAGUGUCAGCACCACAAGAGGCAUCCUGGCUACGCACAGCCCCAUGAGCCCUGACAGCUUCAAACUCAUUCACAGGCACAGUCCACUGAAUCUGCUGGGGUCUAUCCGCCAGUCGUCCUCCUCACUGUCCUCUCACACCUCCAGCGAGACGGGUAACCUGGUGAUCCUGACGGACAGCAUGGUGAUGGAACACCCCGAGGACGUCUACCGUAUGCAGCCCAGUCCUUCGUCCUCCAGUCUGAGCUCCACCCACUCAGCCCCCUCCCAGAUGAUGAACUCUGCCCCCAACAGUAUCAGAGGCUCCCCGUCGCUGCCAGAAAAAUACAGACACAACCGUGAGAUGUUGAUGCUGCUGCCUCUGCACCGUGAGAGACCCAGCUCUGCUAUGUACCCCAACAUCACUGAGAACGGACAGCCAACUAACUUCCAGCGAGCGUUGUUCCACCAGGUGAUUGGUCCGUGCAAGCCCUGUAGCGACCCUAACCUGUCUGUAGCGGAGAAAGUCCUGACCACCCCCAGCUCCUGGAGUCUGGACAGUGGUACCAGAGAGGCGUUGCCGUUCCUGUCCACCCACGUUGGGAGUGUGAUGGCCCCCCCAGUCCCGCCCCGUAGCCUUCCCCAUGGACACUUCUCCAUGAACUUUGAUGCUUUCCACCACCAGAACAGCGACCUCCCUCCAGCUCUCCCUGCACGCUCCUCUAUACGAAAGUCACCCCUGCACCCUAUACCUGCCUCGCCCACCAGUCCCCAGUCCCAGUCCGGUCUGGAUGGCAGUAACUCUACCCUCUCUGGCAGUGCCUCCUCCGGCGUCUCAUCCUUGAGUGAGAGCAACUUGUUGGGCCAGUCCUGCUCCACCGAGGCCCCUGGAACUACCAGCAGACACCCAGCAGAGGCCCACGCCCUAAACAUCCAGAACCUGCCCCACUACCACCAGGAGCCCCCGCCCGCCCUGCCCCCAAGCCCUACCUGA
Oncorhynchus tshawytscha (Chinook salmon) is the source of this 2102-nucleotide messenger RNA. Its product is annotated as dedicator of cytokinesis protein 3-like. The coding region runs from base 219 to 2102 and encodes 627 amino acids. The transcript has 17 exons. Gene Ontology annotation, cellular component: cytoplasm; plasma membrane. NCBI's taxonomy places the organism in Eukaryota, Metazoa, Chordata, Actinopteri, Salmoniformes, Salmonidae. Gene Ontology annotation, molecular function: small GTPase binding; guanyl-nucleotide exchange factor activity. Gene Ontology annotation, biological process: small GTPase-mediated signal transduction. The record is from RefSeq and is a predicted model, not a curated record.